AUGCCCCAACUGAACCCUACCCCCUGAUUCGCUAUUCUUAUCUUUACAUGACUAGUCUUCCUUACGAUUAUCCCUCCGAAAGUCUCAACCCACACCUUCCCGAACGAACCGACUUCUCGAAGCACUGAAAAACCACAAACAGAGCCCUGAAACUGACCAUGACACUAA
This is a messenger RNA of Cheilinus undulatus (humphead wrasse), 168 nucleotides long. Lineage: Eukaryota; Metazoa; Chordata; Actinopteri; Labriformes; Labridae. The record is from the annotation of a RefSeq genome assembly.